AUGUUUACUACGCCGUCGCAUACCCUAUCACCACAAAAAUCUUCGCCUUCAUUGACAACCACUUCCACCAAUUACCACCAACUGGACCUAAGAAAAAGGCAAUCUAAAAGAGAUGAAGCUAUCAGAAGAAGGAUCGAGCACGACUUGAGUAAGAAAAAGAAGAAUGGCAGUAAAGUCACUAGACAUAAAAAGGCCAUCCCCGGUACGGUGUUAUCAUUGAAACCUAGUGACCCCAUAAUUUGCAAAACCACUGCCACCGUUCACGAAGUCUCCCAAAUGAUGACUGCAACUCGUGAAAAUUGCGUGUUGGUCGUUAAUGACGUUGGUGAACUUUUGGGUAUAUUCACGGCAAAAGAUUUGGCAUUCCGCAUUGUUGGAUCGGGAUUAACGGCAAAUUCAGUCACCAUUGACCAAAUCAUGACUGCUAACCCUAUUUGUGCAAAUGCCAAUAAUCCAGCAUCUGAGGCUUUGAACUUGAUGGUUGAAAAAGGGUUUAGACAUUUGCCGGUAUUAGAUAAUGAUAAUCAAAUUGUCGGUGUUUUGGAUAUCACAAAGUGUUAUGCACAACAGAUGGAGAAAUUGGAAAGAAUGCAUGCACAGUCAAAGACCUUGUAUGAUGCGUGGAAUACAGUGCAUAAUGAAAUUGGGGUACAAGAUCAGCCUCAGCAUGUUUUCCAAUAUUUUGAGACGCUCAAAAACAAAAUGAAUGGGCCUACUUUGGAACACGUCCUUGAUGAAACUACUGAGCCGAUUUAUGUCAGCGUCAAGACUUCAGUUUAUGAAGCCACUGUUUUGAUGAGGGAAAAUAAGACCACCGCGGUAUUGGUAAAGGACACAAAUCAAGAAGUCACUGGUAUAUUCACUUCCAAAGAUGUUGUUUUGAGAGUUAUUGCUGCUGGGUUGGACCCCAAGAAUUGUUCAGUGGUGCGAGUAAUGACAUCCCAUCCUGAUGUCGCUCAUACCAAUUUGCCAAUUCAACAAGCAUUGAGAAAGAUGUUUGAAGGGCAUUAUUUGAACUUGCCCGUUGUCAAUAAUGACGAUGACAUCAUUGGCAUGGUGGAUGUUUUGAAGUUGACCUAUGCGACAUUAACCCAGAUAAAGCAAUUGGAGGCAAAAGAUUUACCACUGUCACUUGAUGCUCCACCAGAGCAGGGAAAUGAAGGCCCAGCGUGGAACAAGUUUUGGACUUCUUUGGAUGACACUGAGUCUGUCCAUUCAGAUUCGUUAAUGGAUGAAAGUGCCGCGGCAAAUGCCCCCGAUAUUACCCAAUCCGAGUUCCAAUCUUUCAAUGUUGAAAUCAAACCUUCUGACUCUAUUUCUCACGCGGAUGGCUCCCCAAAUAAAGAUUCAACUGCUGCAGGAAGCGUAAGCAACAGCGUCCAAGAUGAUUUGCCAUACAUUUUUAAGUUCAAGUCUCCAGCUAUAGAGGGAAGAGUACACCGCAUCACUUUGAAACCCAGUGAUGGUGUUUUGUUGUUGAGGAAGUUGAUACACUCAAAGUUGAAUGACAAUGAUUUUGCCAAGUUGAAUGUCAGCAAGCCGAACGCGACCGAAGAAGAUUCAUCAUCGUCCCUUGCUCGUAACGAAGAAGUCGCGGUAAGCUACAUCGAUGAUGAAGGGGAUGUUGUAUCUAUCACCACUGACACAGACUUGAUUGAAUGUGUUCGUAUUAACAAAAGAUUGGGAAAUGAGAAAGCAGACUUGUAUUUACACAAUCCUCACCUGCAUCCGUCGGUUGAGGAAGUUAAAUCUGUUAGAAGAGGAAAUAAACCUGAACCCCUUGUCACUGGAAUUGCUAAUGAAGUGUUGGUUCCUGGUGUGUUGGCUGUACUUGCGUCAUCAAUAAUAAUUGGUUUUACAUUAAGUAGGAAAUAA
Molecule: messenger RNA, 1875 nt
Organism: Lodderomyces theae
Lineage: Eukaryota; Fungi; Ascomycota; Pichiomycetes; Serinales; Debaryomycetaceae
Exons: 1
Coding region: 1-1875 (624 amino acids)
Molecular function (GO): protein binding
Source: RefSeq, a predicted model, not a curated record